Danaus plexippus (monarch butterfly) is the source of this 1477-nucleotide messenger RNA. RefSeq lists its product as uncharacterized. The coding region runs from base 161 to 1393 and encodes 410 amino acids. The transcript is spliced from 11 exons. The record is from RefSeq and is a predicted model, not a curated record. NCBI's taxonomy places the organism in Eukaryota, Metazoa, Arthropoda, Insecta, Lepidoptera, Nymphalidae.
ACUCAUUAGGCAAUAGGCAUCACUCUUUAGUCUUCACUGCUGUAUUGAGUAUUGACUGUUUUAGUUUACAUGCUGGAGUUAGCGAUGUUUUAUUUGUAAUAUAUAGAUAAAAUAUUUUUAUUCCUUGUUGUCAAUUAAGUAAUCAUAUAUCUCCAUUAAAAUGACUAGCAUCGCCGUAACAGGAUUUCCGGUUUCGUAUUCCCUCAAGCAAGUAUAUUUACUUUUUAACACAGUAAUUGAAGGUCAUUUCCAAGUACUGAAUUUCGAUCCUAAAGUAAAGAAACCAAAAACUUGUUACAUCCGUCUAUCAGAAGAUCUCGAUCCUCAAAAAGUUUCAAAUAUGAUCAGGAAAUUAAGAAUAGGACCUUAUAAGUUGUACGCAUACCAACCUCCUGAUAUACCUAACUUAAAAAUUGGAAAAGGUUUAAAUAAAGUUAAAAAUACCAUCAACAACCCAAACCUGAAACCAAGAUUCACUUCAAAAGCGCUACCAGUUGUAAAAAAACCUUUAAAACCAACAAAACCAUUAAAACCGGCAGAAGCGAAAAAGAAUGCAAAGGUUCGAAAAAUUCAGCCGAUUUAUUCCAAGGAAAUGCUUAUAAAAUAUACGCACGAACAAAUAAUGUUGGAAAUGCAAAGCAAAUUUCCAGGGCUCCACGACUUGAAUAACAAGGUUGAUGACAAGUUGUUGACUGCCGUCGGACAAACUGUACAUAAACGUCUCAAAGAAGUGGCCCAUAAUGAGAAUUCUGAAACGUGCCGCAAGCUGAGUAGAAUGUAUAGAAAUAUAUUUCCACAUUCCGGAGAUUUUCAAUUAAUAUCAACUACCUUGUAUAGGAUUCAGGAUGAGAUGGGAAUGAAAAGAGUACAGGUCGUGGAAAAGGAUCUGACAGCAGCUAUUAUAAGACCAUAUGAUUUUGAUAAAAUUUCUCCUGAACAGCUUCAGGAGUGUUCGAGCAAAUAUUCAGAGGACAUUCUUAAAGCGGUCUUAGAUCAUGUGAGUAAUCUAUCAACAACAAUAGAUCCGUUAAAAGAUCCCAUAGAAGAAGCGGCCAGAAUAAAAGUGAAGGAGCAACUCAAGAAUAUGUCCCCCUACCUCCCGGGGAUAGUUAAAGGUGUGAUUUCAAAACACUUGGUACCUCAGAAGGCUUGCUACUACGUCGUCAAGAUAUACGGCGAGCCCGGCCUGCCCGCGCGUCCGCUGUUGUGGGCUUGGAUGCAACGUUUCAAGAUGUUCAACGCUAUCCGCUCGGAGCGUAUGUACAACUUAUUGCUAGCGAGGACUCCGGCCGCUGAAAUGGCAGCGCUUCUAGCCGCUGACGGGACCAUUAUGGGUGGAUCGAAGCUCAUUAUAAGGCCAGCCGACACACCCUACAUCAGGAUACCAAUAUAACAAACGGUUCAAGUGAUUCGGAUAUACUUUAGACUAGCAUUAAGUAUUUUCUAUAAGUAAAUAAAAAUUUACGAUAAUUUCGUA